AUGGCAUUGUUUUCAUGUGGGCUAUUAGGAACCUUCCUCCUCCUUUCUUCCUUCCCCUUCCUUGCGCUCUCGGCCCCGUCUCGACGCAUCCUGGCCUCUUCCAACACCGUCAUUCAGCAGUACCUGGCGCCACACAACGCCGUGAGGUCGAGGCUUGGCCUCCCGCCCCUCCAGUGGAACCAGGCCCUCGCAAGCUACGCCUCCUGGUGGGCCCGCCAGCGGCGGGGAGAUUGCGCCCUCAUCCACUCGAGCAGCAACUAUGGCGAGAACCUAUUCUGGGGCGCCGGCCGGGCAUGGAAGCCGCAGGACGCCGUCGCUGCAUGGGCUGCUGAGGGGCCCUACUACAACUACGGCUCCAACACAUGCGCGCCGGGCCGAGAUUGCUCGCACUACACUCAGUUGGUCUGGAGACAGAGCGUCCGAGUCGGGUGCGCUAGAGUCAUUUGCGUGAACGGGGACACGUUCGUAACUUGUAAUUACGAUCCUCAUGGUAAUGUCAUAGGCCAAAGGCCUUACUGA
This is a messenger RNA of Eucalyptus grandis, 519 nucleotides long. Its product is annotated as pathogenesis-related protein 1. NCBI's taxonomy places the organism in Eukaryota, Viridiplantae, Streptophyta, Magnoliopsida, Myrtales, Myrtaceae. Gene Ontology annotation, cellular component: extracellular region. The transcript has a single exon. The record is from RefSeq and is a predicted model, not a curated record. The coding region runs from base 1 to 519 and encodes 172 amino acids.